Heterobasidion irregulare TC 32-1 is the source of this 669-nucleotide messenger RNA. RefSeq lists its product as uncharacterized. The transcript is spliced from 5 exons. The record is from RefSeq and is a predicted model, not a curated record. The coding region runs from base 1 to 669 and encodes 222 amino acids. Lineage: Eukaryota; Fungi; Basidiomycota; Agaricomycetes; Russulales; Bondarzewiaceae.
AUGAUCAUCAAUGACAACGACCGCACCACGGUGGUAGAAAUCACGGACGGAACCAUUUCAAGGUGGGUCAUGCCCCGCAGCGCUCUUGAAGGCUCGCUGAACGUCUUACGACAGGCUGUCAAAUACAAGGUCAAAAAGUUCGUCAUGACGGCCACGUGGGCUAGCACCUUGGAGCGCAAGCCUCUCUCCUCUGGUGAUCCCGCGGAUUAUUGGACAGGAAAAGUGAUCACCUACAAAGAUUGGGGCCAUGUCACCAGGGAAGAGGUCAUCAAUAGCACGCACGACCCGUUCUGGGUAUACUGUGCGACGAAGCUCUUGUCCGAGAAGGCCAGUUGGAAAUUUGCUGCGGAGCACCCGGAGCUUGACGUCAUUACAGGAGAGAUCUUGAACGUCCCCCCUGUGCCUCAGGAUAUCCAGUCAAAGAGAUACCUUAUGUGCGCGGAGCAAUUAAUUUGGCAGGACGCUGUCCGUGUUUUAGCGAAGAAAUGGCCUGGCGUGGUCAACAGGCUUCCUUCGCUUGAAAACGCGCCUGCUGCCCCAGGCCACUUCCCGAUCACUGAUACCAGUCAGAUUGAAGCGGACCCGAAGAUGUUCGAAUAUAUUGGGUGGGAAGAGAUGGUUGUUGACACAUUUAUCGACUUGAUCGAAGCUGAAACAGGAUGGGAUUGA